GUCAGAUUUUAUGCUUGAUAUACUUGAUAAAUGAAAAUGUCUGGAAAAUUGCGAAUAAAUCGAUGAAUAUUGUUGAAAUAUAUAUUGUUUAAAUUUUAAUUAGCAUUAUUUAUUAUCAAUAUUAUAAAAAAAUAUAUAUUAUAAAAAAAAAACAUCUAUAUAAAUACCUAAAUCAUAUUGAAAACUGAUAAUGAUAGUAUCUUGUGUCAUCUUCAAUAGUGUUUCAUUGAAUUGAUCGUUUACACUUCAUGAUCAAAGGUCGAAUUCUUUCUCGAGUGAGACACCUCAGAAGACCCCGACCUUCGUAAUAAAUCUUAUAUAACCAAAAAUCAUAUAUAUAUAUAUAUAUAUAUAUAUAUAUAUAUAUAUAUAUAUAUAUAUAUAUAUAUAUAUAUAUAUAUCUGUACCUAGAAGAUAAACAGAGCCACGUCUAUUUUUUCAUUAAAUAAUUUACUAACGAAGAACCAAAUUGUUAUAGCUCAAAGCUAUGGAAAAUUGACUCCCUCAACAAAUACAAAAAUGUACCAUGGUGUCUUUUACCUCUGGAGUACAGAUUUAGUAGAAUUAUGGAACAUUGGCUCUCAAGAACAAAAACAAAAAUGACCAGUAUUGUUUAUCUCCGGAUGAAGGAUGGCGUUAUAAUUUCGCCGGGGCAAGUUGCCGUCUUUGGAGCGGCUAGAAAGCAGACCUUAUUUUAGAAUGGAGGUUGUUGAACCUUGAAGUAGUUCCUCCACUUCUUGCACUGCUCGU
Messenger RNA from Nezara viridula (southern green stink bug), 750 nucleotides. Lineage: Eukaryota; Metazoa; Arthropoda; Insecta; Hemiptera; Pentatomidae. The record is from the annotation of a GenBank genome assembly.